AGAUCCGUGUCGAUAAAUACGGUUUCUGCGCGGGUAGCGUGCGCUGCUGGAGGAGGAGGCACAGUUCACUGCACGCUGUCAGAGCGGGCUUGAAAGGGUCGCUCCGCGCAUCUUGUCAGCAUGUAGUACGGGCUGAACUGUUGAACGCACGCCGCCUGUCCUACCACGACUUUAGGGACAGAGGUUUCCCUUCUCCUCCAGUCAGUGAACAGUGCGCAGUGUCCAGCGGUGGUUCUUCGGCUCCAGAGAAAACAAGUGCACUCUGUUCCCAGCCUCCUUCCAACAGGUGCUUUGGUGACUUCCUGCUGUGAACUUGGCACUUCCAACUCCGAAGCCCACUGGGAGGUCUGAAGCAACCUUUGAAGGCCUCUGGUAUGAAGUUGGUCAGCAGCAGGCUUAGAGAGAUGAAGACAUGUGUCCUGUUUCUGGCAGCUCUGCUGCUCCCCAGCAUCCAAGCAGAGUGUCCGGAUAAGGAGCCAGGACUGCAGCCAUGGAUGCCAGGACACAGUGAAGACCACCGUGUUACUAUUGGUUAUGGCAGGAAGGUCCUCCUCACAACUUCAGCUACAGUCCACUCCAUCGAGAUUCUCAAUGGAGGAAAGCUGGUGAUUGCUGACACCAACAGGCCCAUAGUGCUUCGAACAAAACACAUUCUGAUUGGAAACAAAGGGGAACUGCACAUCGGAAGCCCAGACUGUCCUUAUAAAGGCAACCUCACCAUUUCCCUAUUUGGAAGAUUGGAUGACAGUGAUCAGGAACACAGUUACUUUGGCCGGAAGUACAUAGGUGUGGGGACCGGAGGUACACUUGAGAUCCAUGGAGGAAAGAAGCUGUCAUGGACUUUCCUCAACAAGACCCUCCACCCUGGAGAGAGCAACCAAAACAACUACCUGUUCCAGAGAAGCUGGGGGAACCGAGGCAUCAUUAUCCACGUCAUUGACCCUAAGUCCGGAGAGGUCCUGCAUGAUGACAGGUUUGACACAUAUCGCAGUAAGGACGAGAGUCGUCGUCUUGCAAAGUAUGUGGAUAGUGUGGAAGAGGGACUCAUAAUGGCCAUGGUAGUCAACGAUGAGGGCUCAAACAACUUGGAGGACUCAGCCAAGACGAGCCUCUCCAGAUUGGGCAGCCAGCACAUCAGCACUCUGGGAUUUCGGCAUCCCUGGACUUUUAUAGUCGUGAAAGGUGAUGCUUCUUCUGUUGUGGAGGAUCACGCUGUCUAUCAAGGGACCAAGGCGUCCUCAGAGGCCCGGAGCUCUCGUGUUUUCCAUUGGAGUUAUGGGGAGCAUUUUACCAUCACCACCAGCAGCCAGUGGGUGCAAGAGGCAGAGUGGACAGAAUGGUUUGACAGGGAUGAUGAGAGAGGAUCUGGAGACUGGGAGAAACUAUCGGACCUGCAUGAGGCUUAUCCAGACCGACUGUGUAGCAGUCCACUGGACAUCCAGGCUGAAACUCAUGAUGGCAUACCUUCCAACCAGACAGGAGAUGUGAUCCACAAGAAUGACAAGGACUAUGGCUUUGUCUGCCUCAACAAGGACCAGGCUCAUGGCCUCUGUCGCAACUAUAGAGUCCGAUUCCUUUGUGGAAAACUUGUUCGUCCACAGGCCUCCAUUACUAUUGACAUGAUGUCCAAUAGCAGCAUCCUGGAGCUUGCUGACCAACCAGAGGGCUGGGCAUCCGGGGAUAAGGUGGUGGUGGCCAGUACUGAUUACUCCAUGCACCAGGCUGAAGAGUUCAUCCUGCUUCCCUGCACUACCUGCAAACCCAACCAGGUCAAGGUCCAAGGUAAGGCCCAGUUCAUCCACAUGGGUGAGGAGGUGGACGGUGUGGAUAUGAGGGCGGAGGUUGGCCUGCUGAGUCGCAACAUCCUGCUCCGUGGUGAGAUGGAUCCCGGCUGCUAUGGCAACGAGGCCUGCAAAUUCUUUGAUUUCGACACUUUUGGAGGACAUUUGAAGGUGGAGCGGGGCUUCAAGGCAGUUCAUAUAUCUGGCAUGGAGCUGCAGCACAUGGGUCAGCAGACAAUGGGACACUAUCCGAUCCACUUCCAUAUGAACGGAGACGUGGACGAGAGGGGGGGUUAUGACCCCCCCACCUAUGUCAGCGAUCUGUCCAUCCACCACUCUUUCUCCCGCUGCGUAACCAUCCACGCCUCCAAUGGACUGCUGGUAAAGGAUGUGGUGGGCUACGACACGCUGGGACACUGUUUCUUCACAGAGGAUGGCCCAGAGGAGAGAAACACGUUCGACCACUGCCUGGGUCUGAUGGUGCGAGCAGGGACUCUGCUGCCUUCAGACAGAGACAGCAAAAUGUGCCGUUACAUCACUGAAGGAGCAUACCCAGGAUACGUGGCCAACCCACGGCAAGACUGCAGUGCAACUUCAACUUUCUGGAUCGCCAAUCCCAAUAACAACCUCAUCAACUGUGCAGCUGCAGGCUCAGAGGAAACAGGUUUCUGGUUCAUCUUCCACCAUGUGCCCACUGGACCCUCAGAGGGGCUGUACUCUCCCGGACACACUGAACACAUACCUAUGGGCCACUUCAGCAACAACAGAGCUCAUUCCAACUACAGGGCUGGAAUAAUCCUUGAUAAUGGAGUAAAGACCACCCAGGCAAACGACAAGGACAAGAGACCCUUCCUGUCUCUGGUUGGAGCCAGGUAUGGCCCCCACCAGGAUGCUGACCCCUUCAAACCCAGAGUCCCUGCUCUCAUCCACCACUUUGUAGCCUACAAGAACCAGGACCACGGAGCCUGGCUGAGAGGAGGGGAUGUCUGGCUGGAUGACUGCCAAUUUGCAGAUAAUGGUAUUGGCCUCACUCUAGCGAGUGGAGGAACGUUUCCAGAUGACGAUGGCUCUCGUCAGCAGGUGAAGAACUCGCUGUUUGUAGGUGAAAGUGAUAAUCGUGGGAUGUCCUUCCCCGACAACCAUAUCUGGGGCCGAGGGGGUUCUGACCUCACUGGCAGGACCCUCCCGCGUGGCAUUGAUUUCCCCAUCCGGGGCAUGCAGAUCUACGACGGGCCCAUCAAUGUGCAGAACUGUACGUUUCGGAAAUACACGGCAUUGGAUGGACGGCACACCAGUGCUUUCGGCUUCAGGCUCAACAACUCAUGGCAGAGCUGCCCCAACAAUAAUGUCACUGACAUCACUUUCGACCACGUACCUAUCACAUCUCGAGUGUUUUUUGGGGAGCCUGGUCCCUGGUUUAAUAAGAUGCAGAUGGAUGGGGACAAGACGACCAUCUUCCAUGAUAUCGACGGCUCAGUCAGUGAGUAUCCCGGAGCCUACCUGGUGAAAGAGGACAACUGGCUGCUCCGCCACCCCGACUGCAUCGACGUACCCGACUGGAAGGCUGCUAUUUGCAGCGGCCACUAUGCCCAGAUUUAUGUCCAGACACGUAACCCUGCCAACCAGAACAUGCACAUGGUGAGGGAUGAGUACCCUGAUCGGCCCCUGACACUAGAGGGUGCUCUGGGGAAGAGGAAGCACUACCAGCAGUUCCAGCCAGUGAUCACACUUGCCAAAGGCUACACCAUCCACUGGGACCAGGUGGCGCCUACUGAGGUCACCAUCUGGCUCAUCAACUUCAACAAAAAUGACUGGAUCAACGUGGGCCUCUGCUACCCACAAGGCACCACCUUCACCGUCAUCUCAGACAUCCACAACCGCCUGACCAAACAGACACGCAAGACUGGAGUCUUCAUGAGGACCAUGCAGAGGGAGAAGAUCAACCACUCCCACCUGGCCAGAGGCUACUACUACUGGGAGGAAGACACUGGCUUGCUGUUCCUGAAGGUAAAGGCCCACAACGACAGGGAGCAGUUUGCCUUCUGCUCUGUCAAGGGAUGUGAGAGGGUAAAGGUCACAGCCAUCAUCCCUAAAGGCAGUCCACCCAGCAACUGCAUGGCCCAGGCCUAUCCCAGACACACUGAGCUGCCUGUUGUGGAUGUUCCCAUGCCCAGAAAGAUUCCAAGCGCCAAGCUGCACUCAUCAGAACACUUCCUGGAGGUCAGACUGGAGUCCUACAACACUCGCUUCUUCCACAUCAAGGAGGACUUUGCCUUUACUGAGGUGAAUGGCAGGAAGUUGUACCAACCAGAAGAUGGGGUUCAGCUGACAAUAGUCGACGGGCAUGAUGGGAAGGUGGUGGAGAGCAAAGGCUUCAGGAACUCAAUCCUACAGGGCAUCCCUGCACAGCUGGACAACUACAUCAGUGGACUGAGAGACAAUUCUAUUGUUCUCAUGACAUCUAAAGGCCGUCUGGUGACUAGAGGACCCUGGACUAAAGCCCUGGAGAGACUUGGAGCAGACAAAAGCAUCAAACUAAAAGAUAAGCUGGCAUUUGUGGGCUUCAAGGGCUCCUUUCAACCUGACUGGGUCCAUCUGGAGGUGGACACUGACCGAGCCAAGAUCCAUCAGGUCCUGCCUGUCCCUGUGGUCCACAAGAUGAUGCUAUGAGUGGCAGGCAGAGUGGGGAAGACAGCCAAGAGACUAUGUAGCCCCCAUAUACUGACACACAUACCCCCCCACAAGAAUAAACAUGCACACACACAAACACACACACACACACACACCGCCAGCACUGCAGUGUGACAGUCAGUUACUCCAAGCCAUUGGUCCAGGAUCAAAUGGUGUUUUUUUCUAGGCUCGGUGCUGAGAAAGAAUGAUGUGAUUCGGUGUGUUGAUAAGGGGAGGACCCCCAGACUCCCAGAGCCAGCACUGCCCAUGAUGAACCAUAACUGUGUAAGACCCCCAACAUCAGUAGAGGGUUUUAAGGUGACAACACACCCUCUGGCAGCCAUAUUGGAGGUCCUCAGCUCUUUGGCAACAGUGGCUUUCAACAGCCAGCGGUGUUUGCAGAUACAUGGUUGUCUCCACAGACAUUAAUAGACAUGGUUGAUAUUGGUUCUAUUUCUGGUUGAACACUGUCAUUUCAUCACAUUUCAUUUUCAACACAUUUGGUCAUUGUUAUGUUUAUACCUUAUUAGCUUGUCUGCUACAUAACCAUUGGAUUUGGUCAGCCUACCAUUAUUGCCAUUCUGUAAAAACAUCUGUUUUAUGCACCAGCAAACACUGACCGUAACUUAGUUUCAUCUUAACAUCACGGAAAACCUUGUUGAGCUUUAGAGUAGAAACUGGCAUGACAGUUCAACCUUUAAAUAUUUCACAGUACUCAAUCCUCUAACGGACUUCGCUUUUAGUUUACCCCAGCCCACCUGACAUCUACAGUGUCAGAAUGAUGACCUCCUUGAGUCACUGAAUCUAAAUCUGAAUGUGGACACCCUCUGGUGUCACUUUUAGAGGAUGCAGUUAGAUGACGCAGUUGAGUCCAGAGUGUGAAAGCAAAGUGUUUAUAGCUGUUCAGAUAAAGCAUACUCCAAGGCAGGGUGAGAGGCCUGCCAUCAGGGCAAGACACAAUAAUUGCGCAAAUGGUGCAGUCACUCUCUCCAUUAAGGCAUUCAUGAUGUUCUUCUUGUUUGUACAAAGGAUAAAGUGACAAGUAGUUGUCUGAAGAAUGAAAAGAAAUCUUGAGAAAGAAGUUCUGCACACCUGGAUAAUCCAUGUGUGAUGUAGACGUGCUGGUCAGAUUGUCAAUUUUGGAAAGUUACAAAAGUUGUUGGAUGCAGGUUGAGAGAGAAGUUCACAGUUUACCUACAGUCUCACCACAGUACACCUUGCCAAUUGCUGUGUUAAGUAGGUGUGAUGACGGUUUUGAGAAGUUUUAAAAAAUGAAUUGAGGGUUACUUACUGGACAACAGAUAGGGGAGUAGUGGCUAUUUACUAGCUAGGAGCUAGAGAUAAAAGAGCGAAAUCUAAAUCAAUUUUGAAUUCUCAAGUCACAUAGGAUAUUUAUCAAGUCAUUCGCUAGCUUCAAUGGGUAGUCUGUAUAUUCCAUCCAUCUUUUUCUGGUCAGGGUCAUAUUGGCAGCAGGCUGAGCAAAGUAGGCCAAGUUGUCCUUAUCCCUCGCCACAUCCACUGGCUCCUCCUGGGGAUCCUGAGGGCCCAAUGACAUAUGUAAUCCCUCCAGCAUGUUGUGGGUCUGGUCCAGGGUCCCAUCCCAUUUGGGUAUGCCUGGAAUACCUCCACAGAGAUAUCCAGGAGGCAUCCUGAUCAUAUGCAUGAACGACCUAGAUGGGCUCCUUUCAAGAACCCUUUUGGAUCAGCCAAUGACAGACAGAACAAUCUCACUCGGAAGGGAAACUGGACCCCUUCCUGGAUCCAGACAUGGGAGAAGAGCUUGUAUGUGAGUGCUGGGUGGUUAGGCCUGGUGGAGACACCCAUGGGGUCAUCGUGGUGUGGGCUCGCUGCCUACAAGGAAGGGUGAAAAGGUUUGGCAUGUUGCCAGCUGGGUGGCCAGUGAGCAGGCCACACAUCUCAGUCUGGCAUUUCCUGUCCUGUAGACAAAGGCCACUUACCAGCGUACCUGCUCCCUGCAGAAGCUCGUUGAGUUUCUGUAAGGGGCUCAGACAUUGAGUCCCACCAACUAAAAACAGUCUUAGUAUGUUGUUCAACUAAUAGCGAAGUCCGUUACAGAUCUAUGCAAGUGCUCACAGAGCUGAAGUUAUAAAUUCUAACCUCCUACAGUACCAAAGACAUUCAUAUGCAAAUAUUUUGUGUUAGCAAAGAACAUUUAGAGGAAAACAUGAUGUAGCUACAAAGUAAGGAGACUGGGUACAAGACUAUUUUGAACACUGUUCCUUCGAAAAGGGAAGAUCAUGGUCAUGGUAAACAGAUUAAUUCUUUUUCUAAACAAUCUGGUGUGAAAGUUUAUUGAAAAGUUUAGUGGAAGUUUGGUCAGUAUCCGAGUUCAAUUGACAUCUUUUUACCUGUCUAAACAAACCAAACCAAACCAAACAGGUCAACGCACCCAAGGUUGUUUGAAGUGAACCAAAUAGAGAGUAAUAAUUAACACACCAUUAUUAGCUUUAACUUUUUGAUCAUUUCUUCACACAGUGAACACUGGAAAUAAACAUAAAUUGCUAAUAUAAAUAAUUUGCAUAUGACUGUAGUUUGUAGGAGAUUGGGUUUGCCAGUUUACCGAGUCAUAGUAACCUACAUUUGCAAAGAAACCUGCAAUAUUACAUUAUUAUCACUUUCUCAUUAUCAUUAUCAACAGUAAUAAUUUCUAUGAUUUUUUUUGUUUGUUUGUUUUCUAGCCUGGUUGUUUGUUUCAUAUUUACACAUUACUAACUACUGACCAAUUCUCCGAUGGACCUCCAUGAUGUCAGCCACGGUUGCUAGGCAAUUUGUGAUGCAAUUGCGAAGCCUCGAUAUGAACAGAGGUAGCAAACACCAAGCAAGGGUGAGCCAGCUAAUCAAACACAUCAGCAAGAACCCUUCCCAUGCAGGUCUCUGUGAUAUGUGACAGACAUAGAAGUUGAGUGGUUUGAUUGUCCUGCUCUGUUUGACUAAAGUGUUUAAAGAGAGAAAAGAAAAGAAAAAAUAGAAACAUUCCUUGUUUUGCAUCCAAACCAGUGGUUGUUAACUUGCUCUGUUUCAUUCUGAGCACUCGCUCACUUGAUGUUGUGAUGUUUUCCUCUCAUGUUUGUUUCAUAUCUGUGUUCGUGUUCCAUCUGUCUGUGUUUUUGCAGUGAACCAGCAAGAAGCCCAAAACAAUACACAAGAUGAAAUUAAAUUAUCCACUGAAUGUUAAAUCAGGGAGUUUUUAAAUGUGCAAUUUCCCCAUUUCAAAACAACAGAGAAAUCUUUGUUCCAAUCUGGCUUGAAAAAGGAUUCCCCCUCCCUUUGCCGAAAUAGCUGGUCUUUUUUCGGAGGUUGUAGCAGUAACUGAGUGUUUUGUAUGUUUAAUGUGUUUUUAAAAAUCCAGAUUGAUAAGAGAUAUAUUUUAUACUUAUUUAUUGUACAGACACCGUUGAUCCAAAUCUACAAUAAACAUCAUUUGAGUUGUAAUGUUAUUACUGUCCUGUAUGUAUACUGUAUGUAAGAAACCUUUAUAGCUCCAUUUUAAGACUUGUACCAGACACUCACUACAUACGUGUAUAUGACUUGUUUUAACUGUACACCAAAUGGAUGUGUUGUAUAUGUGGCUUGAGCUUGUAAAGUGAUGAAACUCCAUCUUUUUCUUUGAAGACUUUUGUACAGAAAUAAAUGAUGACCAACAGUU
This is a messenger RNA of Thunnus maccoyii (southern bluefin tuna), 8118 nucleotides long. Its product is annotated as cell migration inducing hyaluronidase 1. Bases 375 to 4451 code for a protein of 1358 amino acids. The transcript has 30 exons. NCBI's taxonomy places the organism in Eukaryota, Metazoa, Chordata, Actinopteri, Scombriformes, Scombridae. The record is from RefSeq and is a predicted model, not a curated record.